Molecule: messenger RNA, 663 nt
Organism: Perca flavescens (yellow perch)
Lineage: Eukaryota; Metazoa; Chordata; Actinopteri; Perciformes; Percidae
Product: GTPase IMAP family member 7-like
Exons: 3
Coding region: 1-663 (220 amino acids)
Molecular function (GO): GTP binding
Source: RefSeq, a predicted model, not a curated record
AUGAAACUGUACACACAUGUGGAAGACCUGAGACUCAUUCUGGUUGGAAAAACUGGUUCUGGAAAGAGUGCUUCUGGAAACACCAUCCUGGGGAGAGAAAACGCCUUCAAAAAGGAAAGUUCAGUUGAAUCUGUGACUAGAGGCUGUCACAGAGAAGAGGUACAUGAUGGUGAGAGGAACAUUGUUGUCAUUGACACCCCAGGGCUGUUUGACACUAAGAAAAGACCAGAAGAAGUGAAAGUAAAAAUUGGCGAGUGUAUUGACCUGUCAGUUCCUAGGCCCCAUGCUUUUCUGUUAGUGAUCAGUCUGAAGGCAAGAUUCACCGGUGAGGAAAAGGCGGCUGUAAAGUGGAUCGAGGAUAAUUUUGGCUCAGAUUCUUCCCUUUAUACCAUUGUCUUGUUUACACAUGCUGACUUAUUAGAAGGUAAAUCUCUGGAGGACUGUGUGGCAGAGAGCAUUCAUCUACGGCGACUGAUAAACCAGAACGGCGGAAGAUACCAUUCAUCAAUGACAAGAAAACAAAGCAGAAUCCAGGUCAGAGAACUUCUAGAUAAGAUAGGGAAAAUGGUAAAGUUCAAUGGAGGAAGACAUUACACCAAUGAGAUGUACCUGAAAGCACAGGAGAAACUUGACGAGAAAAUUGCUUGGUGUAAAAAGAUGUGA